Kogia breviceps (pygmy sperm whale) is the source of this 672-nucleotide messenger RNA. It is a transcript of the gene ACTL10, whose product is annotated as actin like 10. The record is from RefSeq and is a predicted model, not a curated record. The transcript has a single exon. Bases 1 to 672 code for a protein of 223 amino acids. NCBI's taxonomy places the organism in Eukaryota, Metazoa, Chordata, Mammalia, Artiodactyla, Physeteridae.
AUGGCCAGCACCGCGUUGCUGGCGCUCUGCUCUGUCGGCGCGCUCAGAAGGCUGGCCUUGGAGGCGGGUGCAGGCGUGUGCCACGCCACACCCAUCUAUGCGGGCCACUCGUGGCACGAGGCCACCUUCCGGCUGGACGUGGCAGGCAGUACUCUGUCGCGCUACCUGCGGGACCUGCUGGUGGCAGCCUGCCCCGAUCAACGACUGCAUGCCCUGCCCCGCAAGGUCAUCACACAGCUCAAGAAGCGCUGCUGCUAUGUGUCGCUGGACUUCGAGGGUGACCUCUGUAACCCUGCCUGCCACCAUCCUGUCAAUUUCGACUUAGGCAAUGGGUGCUCUGUCUGCCUCAGCAGCGAAUGCUUCCGCUGCCCGGAACCUAUCUUCCAGCCGGGUCUGCUAGGCCAGGCUGAGCCGGAACUGACCACCCUGGCCUUCCGGGCACUGCAGAGGAUGCCUGCAACACUACGGACACGGCUGGCCAACACCGUGGUGCUGGCCGGUGGCUCCACGCUUCUCCCUGGCUUCACUGAGCGCCUAGAGAUGGAGCUGGAAGCCCAGUGCUGGCGGCACGGUUAUGAGGCACUGCAGCCCCGCCUGGUGGCCAAGCCCGGGCGUGGCACAGCAGUGUGGACAGGCGGCUCCAUGGUGGCCUCACUGCGUUCCUUCCAAUAA